Messenger RNA from Solanum lycopersicum (tomato), 390 nucleotides. RefSeq lists its product as uncharacterized. Lineage: Eukaryota; Viridiplantae; Streptophyta; Magnoliopsida; Solanales; Solanaceae. The record is from RefSeq and is a predicted model, not a curated record.
AUGGAACCGUCUUACAGUACGCAAUCGCCCAUGUACAGCCGGCCGGCCACCACUGCUCUUCCCCUUACCAUCCAUCACAGUCCGAUGUACGGUCAAGCCUCCGCCGAAAUCGGUAUCAGAAUUGCUAUAAUACCAGAAUUUCAAAUUACACCUCCGCCUCCAUUGGUUCCACAAGGAGACGUUCCUCAAUGCACAUUUCAGUUUGAUUUUGACCUUGAGAAGAAGAUUUUGGCUGAAGCAAAUCAAAAGGAAAGCCAAAUCUGGAGCAGGUUACCUAUCGAAAAUCUUCCAUCUAGAGGGUCGGACCAAGCUUCAAAGAAAGAGUAUAUAGUUGGGUCUUAUGGCUGUUUCCAUCUUAAUGGUUGUACGAAUUUGUCACUAAGGAAAUAA